UUGCACUGCUGCUGGCGAUCGAAAACGGUACAGGUUUCCCAUGCUACCGAGCCCGAGGCUGCAGAGUCCGAGGCUACCGAGCCCACGACUGCAGAGCCCCAGGUUUGGGAACGCAAGAGCGCCGCUCACACCCACGCUCUUGGCUGCUCUCAUUCCCCGGGGAUGGAUGAGCCCUCGUAACCCCGACACUCCAAGCAAGCCCAACACUACGAGCCGGCCGAACACUACUACCCAGUUUGCCCCUCCAACCAAUCCCGUCGCUGCAACCAAUCUUGCCAUUCCAACCAAUCCCACUGCUCCCUCGAAUACCGCCCCUCCAAGCAAGCCCACCACUCCAAUCCCGUCCAGCAGUCUAGCCCAAUUGGCCCCUCCAACCAACCCCGCUGCUCCUAGUGAGACCCGCAAAACAGCUAGCACCAUGGCUGCUAGCGCCAUGGCUGCUGUCUUGGUGCAAGCAGAGGCUGACGCUUUCCUCCCUGCCAUUCCGAUCCACCUUCGCCGCACUCGGAGCACUGCUCAUGCCAGGCAUACCAGCAGCAGCAGCGGCGGCAGCAACAGUGGCAACAGCAACAGCACCACCACCAACAACCCUACCAGUGCCACAACCGCCGCCACCGCCACCACCGCCGCCACCGUAUGUGCUGCUACCAGCCCCACCGCCACCGGCGACCAGUCUCCUGCCCACCUUCGAUGCACCCGCAGCAGCACUCAUCUCAGCAGCACCCCAAAUGGCACAACCACUACCACUGCCACCGCCGCCGCCACUGUCAAUGCUGCUACCAGCCCCACCACUACAGCCGACCAAAUUCCUGCCCACCUUCGACGCACGCGAAGCAGCCCUCAUGUUAACAGCACUUGCAGAGCCAGCAGCAGCAACAGCAGCAGCAGCACCACCAAGAGCACCACCAUUGCCCAAAGCCGCUUCGUCAGCAGCAGCGCUUGCCGUGGACUGAGCCGCAAUAAGAGCAUCAACACCAGCAGCGCUACCAGCCCCACUGUCACUGCCGACCAAACUCCUGCCCGCCUUCGACGCACGUGCAGCAAUAUUCAUCUCAGCAGCACCCACAGCGGUUUGGGCAGCCGCAGCACCACCGCCACCAUCGACCACCCUCCAGCCCAGCUUCAACGCACCCACAAUGGCUUAGACAGCCACAAGAACGUCAGCAUUACUAGUCCUGCUGGCGCCGCUGCUCCUGCUGCAACAGUAUGCUUCUUGCUCUCGUUUGAGGAACGACGCUUCAUGCAGCAGCUGCUGGUGAAACAGCAACAGGUACAGCAACAGGCGCAACAGCAGGUGCAACAGCAGGUGCAACAGCAGGUGCAACAGCAGGUGCAGCAGCAGCAGAUGCAGGGGGGGGAGCGAGCGCAAGAGGAGGAAGAAUCCUCCCCUUGUGUAUCUAUAGAGUCACAAGAGGUAAAGGGGUCCCACAUGGGGUCCCAUGGAACCCUGAGACCUGGAGGAGAGCGGGGAAAUAGGUCAUUUACAUGGGCUGAAGAAACCCCAGACUGUGUUGGUGUUGGUGUCAAUGCAGAAAAUGGUGACUAUAGCAAGAAUUGUGACAAUGGGGAGCAGGAGAGCCUCGAGAGAAUUGGAGGGGCUUGGCAUGGUUUGCGACAAAGUAUUGCAGGAGCUGGGGAAAGGGGCCUUGCCCUACUAUCGGGGUUCCGAAAGCUAAGGGAUGAAGUCAAGCCAGAUGUCAGGGUUCGGAAAGUUAAGGCAUGUGGUGAAGCGUAGGUGUAAAACGAUACUGCAGAGUGUUGAGGGGGUGUGUGGGUAUGUAUCUUGCUUAGUUGAUGAUGGGACGAGGAGCAAUGACAGAUCAGAGCCGAGGCAGCAAAUUGAGGUUUCAUUUGAUGAUCCAAACUUGUGAGCUGGGUUGGGUUGGGUUAGGUUACCG
Molecule: messenger RNA, 1898 nt
Organism: Closterium sp. NIES-67
Lineage: Eukaryota; Viridiplantae; Streptophyta; Zygnematophyceae; Desmidiales; Closteriaceae
Source: the annotation of a GenBank genome assembly